UGAUUAAAAAAUAUGAUCAGAAUAGCCAUGAAACGAUGACAUCAACACAUAGCAUUGAAAAAGAAAAAAAAAGUGAAAUAUCUUAUGAUUCAUCUGGGGAUCACUUAAAUAACGAAAAAGAUUCUGAGAAUUUGAAUGGUGCUAAAUAUUGGAAGAGUGGUGUAACAAAUAAUAUAAAUCCUGUAUUUUCCGAAGUUUGUGCCACAAUUUGUCCCGACUUGCUACACACCGCUUCACAAAAAUACUGGGGGGAAGUCUUUGAAGUGAUUCAAAAAUCGUCUUCAAUAACAUGGUCUCAUGGAAUGUUUGGUGUUUAUUUAAAGGGAAGUCUUGAUGAUGUCGUAAAAGCAGGAGAGUUGCUUUUAUUACAUUGGCAGAAGAAGUUUGAAAAUGUUACUAGUGACAAUACUGACGUUCCGCAAGAAACAGUCGUCAGCGUUGACAACAAAAGCCAAGGAAAUGAAGACGAACUUCAAGCAAGGUCUAAUUUCUCAAUACAUCAGAAAGAGUUGAAAGAUGAAAAAGAAGUUCCGCAGCAACAGCAAUCUGUUCCAGGAACUUAUUCUGAAAAUUCAACUUUCCAUCACCCCCAAAGAGUUCCUAACUCUGAAAAUCCAUUUUUUCUUAAGAUGAGUGGUUUUCAGAACUUCCCACCUAUAGUUACCACUAACAAACUUGUCUCAACGGAUAAAAAGAAUGAAGCACUACACUCCAAGGUAGAUGAAGACAACAAGAAUACAGGUGGCUCACAUGACGAAACAAAAUAUGAGGAGGGAAGUCGAAAAAUAUCUAAUGCAUCGAUUGCAAACACUGAAGAUCAUCUUUCUAAUGAUACAAAACAUUCUGAGUCUUCAAACAAAUCGAGCAAUCACACUAAACAAUCUAAAUCAUUUUGCAUACAAAGUAAUCUUUCAUCGGCAGUCCAGGUAGACGCAAAACCUGAGACAGAUUGUGUUGAAGAAAAUUCAACCCCUUCUUCUGAAAGUGAAUCAAAUUUCCGAAGUGAUCCAUCAUCUAUAGAUGAAGUUCCAUCAAAGAGUCAAAAAAAGGAAAUAUUUAUUUCAAGCGAGAGUCUUCAGGAUUCGAUGCAAAAUAGCAAUAAUUCUUCCAAGGAGCAUGCCUCUUCCUUGUCACCUGAAACAUCUGUUGUUGCUCCAGAAAAUCGAAAAAUAGCUGCUACUUUUUUGCAUUCUAAGAAUACUCAGUAAAAGGAAUCAAUUGAGAAACGCUGUCUAUCGAGUAAAUUAAACCUUUACUCAUAAAAUUUGAUGAUAAAGACGAUUGGAAGAUCCAACGAUGAAGUGAAAUAUCAUUCGAUAUUUUGCAAAUGAACAUCAGAAAAAUCAUGUGUUUGUUUAUAUAAAGCUUUUUUUUUGUGUUUGAGUCAGGCGUAUGCAGUUUUUAGAUUCCUGUAGUUUCGCCUUUUCCAUGAUUCCCACCAAAGAAUAAUUGCAAUAAAGGCCUUAGAUCUCGAUAAGUAUUUUUUUACCAUAGUGUGAAAAAUCAAUGCUUUAAUAUGAUAGAGCAAAGAAAAAAUAAGCAUGUAGUAUAAGCAGAUAUGAGUUUGAAACUUAAGUCUCCUCUCCCCCAUUUCCCUUAUUCCCUUAUUUUGCAUGAUCAUUUAUCCUUUUCUUCGUAUAAUCAUGCAACGUAUAUUCUCAAUAUAUUAGCUUUCAUUUGUAAGUAAAUUAGCAUUACCGUAGGACAAUCUUACUCUCCUAACAUGGCACACAACUAUAAAAUAUCAAUAGAAAAUAUUUGUCACCAUAUAUUAUAAGAAAACUAGAAAUAAACAAGUUUUGCUUAAUCGAAA
Xenia sp. Carnegie-2017 is the source of this 1813-nucleotide messenger RNA. RefSeq lists its product as uncharacterized. NCBI's taxonomy places the organism in Eukaryota, Metazoa, Cnidaria, Anthozoa, Malacalcyonacea, Xeniidae. The transcript is spliced from 2 exons. The record is from RefSeq and is a predicted model, not a curated record. The coding region runs from base 36 to 1208 and encodes 390 amino acids.